Coniosporium apollinis CBS 100218 is the source of this 972-nucleotide messenger RNA. Its product is annotated as 4-hydroxybenzoate polyprenyl transferase. The transcript is spliced from 2 exons. Gene Ontology annotation, biological process: ubiquinone biosynthetic process. Gene Ontology annotation, molecular function: 4-hydroxybenzoate polyprenyltransferase activity. Gene Ontology annotation, cellular component: mitochondrial inner membrane. The record is from RefSeq and is a predicted model, not a curated record. The coding region runs from base 1 to 972 and encodes 323 amino acids. NCBI's taxonomy places the organism in Eukaryota, Fungi, Ascomycota, Dothideomycetes.
AUGGACAACAUCGUCAGCUCUGCAAGAUACAGCCCCCUUCCGUAUGCCGAACUCAUUCGUCUCGACAAGCCGACCGGAACGUACUACUUGUUCUUUCCAUGCCUCUUCAGCACGCUACUUGCUGCUCCGCUAGCCACACCGAUCGCUCCUCCAUUAGCCGUCACUGGAACCAUCGUGCUCUUCCUGACUGGUGCACUCGUCAUGCGUGGAGCAGGCUGCACCAUCAACGACCUCUGGGACCGGAAUCUCGACCCUCACGUGACCCGUACGCGUCUUAGGCCAGUCGCCCGCGGUGCCAUUAAGCCUAGGCAGGCAAUCGUAUUUACCGGCGCACAGCUGCUUACUGGACUUGCUGUACUGGUGCAGCUUCCAACUCAGUGCCUGUGGUAUGGAAUACCGUCGCUCGCCCUGGUCGCAACAUACCCUCUUGCCAAGCGUGUCACGCACUAUCCGCAAUUUGUACUUGGUCUCACCUUCUCAUGGGGUGCUAUAAUGGGAUUCCCUGCCCUUGGCAUCGAUCUGCUAUCGAACCAGCCGGCACUGACUGCAGCAUCUUGUCUGUACACUAGCAAUAUCGCCUGGACUGUGCUCUACGACAUGAUAUACGCACACAUGGAUAUCAAGGACGACGCCAAGGCUGGUAUCAAGAGCAUUGCUCUGAGACAUGAGAAGGAGACCAAGGCCGUGCUGACUGGACUGGCUGUUGCGCAGAUCGGCUUGCUUGGCGCAGCUGGUGCCGCUGUAGGUGCGGGGCCGGUAUUUUUCGUUGGCAGCUGUGGGAGUGCUGCUGCCACGCUGGCAACGAUGAUCUGGAAAGUCGACUUGAAAGACGUCUCGAAUUGUUGGUGGUGGUUCAAGUAUGGAUGUUGGUUCACUGGAGGCGGCAUCUCCCUGGGGUUGCUCGGUGAAUAUGUUGCUCAUUUGACUGGAUUGUACGAGAAGAAGGAGGAUACCGCCGGUCUACAGAGAUAG